Liolophura sinensis is the source of this 2094-nucleotide messenger RNA. RefSeq names its product galactocerebrosidase-like. Gene Ontology annotation, biological process: galactosylceramide catabolic process. Gene Ontology annotation, cellular component: lysosome. NCBI's taxonomy places the organism in Eukaryota, Metazoa, Mollusca, Polyplacophora, Chitonida, Chitonidae. The record is from RefSeq and is a predicted model, not a curated record. Gene Ontology annotation, molecular function: galactosylceramidase activity. The coding region runs from base 1 to 2094 and encodes 697 amino acids. The transcript is spliced from 18 exons.
AUGAAAGUCAUUCAAUUCGUCGUUGUUUUUCUGGUGUUACGUUACCAGAGGUCGUCGGCAGAUGACAAUGUCUACGGUGUCAGCAACGAUGACUACGGGCGACAGUUUGAUGGCAUAGGGUCUAUUAGUGGCGGUGGGGCGACAUCACGACUCCUGGUUAAUUAUCCAGAAAAACAAAGGAAUGAAAUUCUUGACUUCUUGUUUAAGCCCAACUUUGGAGCCUCUUUGCACAUCUUCAAAGUUGAAAUCGGUGGAGACGCCCAGAGCUCCGAUGGCGGCGAAGCUUCUCACAUGCACGAGCGUUGGGAUGAGAAUUACCAGAGAGGUUACGAAUGGUGGCUAAUGACGGAGGCCAAAAAGAGAAACCCGGACAUCUUACUCUACGGCUUACCCUGGGCAUUCCCGGCCUGGGUUGGUAAUGGCACCUACAACGCGUUUGCUGAUCCGGAAGUCACUGCUGAUUACGUCAUCAGAUGGAUUACGGCUGCGCAGACGUACUAUAAUCUCAAUCUUGACUUCAUUGGAAUUUGGAAUGAGCGUAAUUACAGUUCAACUUACAUUAAGAUUUUACGAAAGAUGAUGGAUUCCCGAGGGUUAGAGCACAUAAGAAUUUGUGCACCUGAUCAACACGGGUGGGACAUCGCUGAGAACCUGGUGACUGACGCGCAGUUGGAGGCAGCCGUGGAUUUCAUUGGGACUCAUUACCCGGCUUCUUUGUCCGACCAAGCGGCUGUGAAUAUUGGUAAACAACUGUGGGCAUCUGAAGAUCACGGAUUUGCAGGGCUUGCAUCCAGCCCCCAGGGAGCCUGUAGAGCCAGGAUGCUGAAUCUGAACUAUGUAAAUGGGCUCAUGACAGCAACAAUCUCGUGGAAUCUCAUAUCGUCAUAUUACGUGGGCCUGCCUCAUUCCGGAAGUGGUUUAAUGACCGCGCUAGAGCCCUGGAGUGGACAUUACACAGUGGAUGCUGCUAUAUGGGUGUCAGCCCACACCACCCAGUUCACGUCCCCAGGGUGGCAUUACCUGCCGCACGGAAGAGGAGUAGGAAAGCUGACACGUGGCGGCAGUUAUGUGUCUCUAACUGAUACGAGCACUGGAGAUCUUACUAUCGUCAUUGAAACCAUGAGUUUUCAUCCAGAAGAAUCCACGGAUUGUAUCCAGUCACCUUUUGCAUCUGGACCCCAAAACGCCAGCUUUAAAUUCUCAGGGGUAUUUACGCGCAUAGAGAGUCUACAGGUGUGGUACACCAAGCUGGGAUUCAACGGUAACGAUAGUAUAUAUUUUCAACAGAUUGCGCCCAUUCAGGUGGUUAAUGACACGGUGACGCUGUCUCUGUGCGUGGAUGAGAUAUACACACUAACCACGGUAUCUAGUGGACAAAAAGGCACAGCGACCAACCCUCCGCCCUCCAAGCCCUUCCCUCUGCCCUAUAAGGAGGACUUUGAAGAGUACCGUCCCCACGACGAGCCCAAUAACCUGGCCCAGCAAGUGGGUGUGUGGGAGAUAACGGAGGUAGGGGCACCUCACGGGCAGGUAGCCCGACAGAUGGUCCUGCAACAUCCCGUGUACUGGUGCUGGGGGCGAGGUGGACACCCGGACAACAACACUGUUAAUGUCAUCGGAAACUUCAACUGGACGGACAUUUAUGUUGAGGUGGAGGCCCGGGUCGGGGCUGUAAACGGCACUGACGGAGUGUUCGUGGCCGCUCGGAUUGACAGAGGAGGAUGUGUGGCGAGUAAAGCUCUGGGCAUUUUCUUCAUUGUGUUCCCUAAAGAACAACGAUAUGAGCUGACGAAUGAUUUAGCGAGACACAAGGUCCUGAAGAGUGGCCUAGCAUCCACAAAUACUGACUGGAACACCAUUUCUCUGCUGGUUCAGAACGAUGUAGCAGUUGGAACUUUGAACGGAGACCAGUUAUUUAACGCGUCUAUCCCAGCCCAGCCAUCUAAUGGUUUUGUGGGACUGGGGACUAUUCCCUACGGCCUAGCGGAUUUUGACAAUUUAUUUAUCUCCAACAGUUCAGAUGGAUUACAUCGCAUUCAAAUGAAUGACAGCAGAGACAAAACAUUGCACUUUGAACCUGGGUUGGUAGACUAG